AUGCUUUCUUUAGCAAGCUCCGCGUUGAAAAGCGACGAGAGAGAAGGACUUAACAAAUCAUGUCUUCCUCCUCAACCUCCGGCGACCUCUCCUCUUUCUCCUAUGCCUCCUCCAUUCCCGAUCCUCCCUUCACGCUUCUCUUUCUCUUUGCAUGCCUCACAAACCAGACGCGCGGUCCAGGCAUUAUUGAGGCAUUGACCUUGAUUAUUCGUUGCGCCCAGCCUGACCGCGGCAAGAGAUGGACAGGAUCCCCGUCGCGCCGCUCAAGUCCAGCAGCUUCUCGACGGCCACCUCCCGCGAAGAGAAGCUCGCCCGCAACUUCUCCCUCGGCCCUAUUAAGCUCACCGAACAUAUCAAGGAGGCGCAGAAGGAGAAUGCCGGCGGGCCCGACGCCGUGCCGGAGGAGGCCGCGGAGCCGGACCUCGCCGCCCUGUCGGCGGAGAUCGACGCGUUCCUUGCGGCUCCCAGGGACGGUGACGCACCGCCCGCCGUCUCAGAGGUGACGCUGGACAAGUUCGCAAGCGCCGUCGAGCAGGAGAUUGCGCAGUCGGAGGGCACGGACGACAAGUGGGCGCCGAACGAGGCCGGGGAUGCGCCGCCGCUCCUCGCCGCGAUCAGGCGGCUAGCCGCGCUCGCGUCCACGCUCACAGCGGACAACGCGCCGGGCGGCGCCACCACGUACACCAUCGGGGUGCACCGCAUCACGGGCGUGCUGCACCGUGCCAUGACGUUCGUGGAGGAUGAGUUCCAUGGGACACUCGAGGACCCCCGUGUCGCCAAAGUGGCGCCCCAGGCCACCGACACGGGCAGCGCCACAGGCAAGUCCUUGAAGCGGCCGCCGUCAUUCGGGCACGGCGCCGAGCUCGACCGCUGCGUCGUCCCGACCCUCAUCGCCGACGCCUCGCCGCCGUUCCCUCCCGAGACCGUGGGCCGGCUCCGCGCCAUGGUGGAGGCCAUGUUCGCCGCGGGGUACGAGACGGAGUGCACGCAGGUGUUCUUGAUAGCGCGCCGGAACGCGCUGGAUGCGUCGCUGCAGAGCCUCGGGUACGAGAAGGCGAGCAUCGACGACGUGGUGAAGAUGCCCUGGGAGGCGCUGGAGUCGGAGAUCGCCACGUGGAUAAAGGCGUUCCAGCACACCGUCGAGGUGGACCUCCCCGGCGAGCGCGACCUGUGCGCCCGCGUCUUCGCCGGCGGGCAAAGGUGCCUAGGGCGCGACAUCUUCGCGGACCUCGCGCACUGCGCCAUACUGCACAUGCUCACCUUCACGGAGGCCGUGGUGCUGACGAAGCGCGCCGCGGAGAAGCUCUUCAAGGUGCUGGACAUGUACGAGGCCAUCCGCGACGCCGUGCCCCGGGUGGACGCGUUCCUCGUCCCGGACGAUGACGGCGGCGAGCGUGGCCCUUCCCCAGCUGACGAAGACGGCGGUAGCAGCGCGUCCAGCGCCCUGGUUGACCUCAAGCACGAGCUGUCCUCCGUGCGCACCCGCCUGGGUGAGUCGGCGGCGGCCAUCUUCUGCGACCUGGAGGGUUCCAUCCGCGCGGACGCCGGGAAGCAGCCGGUGCCCGGCGGCGCGGUGCACCCGCUGACCCGGUACCUGAUGAACUACCUCAAGUACGCGUGCGAGUACAAGAAGACACUGGAGCAGGUGUUCCAGGAGUACCGGCGCACCGACGACGACGCGGAGCACGAAGUCGGCGGGGACCCGUUUGCGGCACAGCUGAUGGAGGUGAUGGAGCUGCUGCACGGCAACCUGGAGGCCAAGUCGCGGCUGUACAAGGACCCGUCGUUGAGCAGCAUCUUCCUUAUGAACAACGGGCGGUACAUGCUGCAGAAGAUUCGUGGCUCGCCGGAGAUUAACGCCGUGGUAGGCGAGGCGUGGUCGCGAAAGCGGUCGACGGACCUGCGGCAGUACCACAAGAACUACCAGCGGGAGACGUGGAGCCGCGUGCUCAACCUGCUGCGUGACGAUGGCGUGAUCACCGUGAAGAGCCACGUGCAGAAGCAGGUGCUCAAGGACCGGUUCAAGCAAUUCAAUGCCGCCAUAGACGAGAUCCAGCGGACGCAGGGGAGCUGGGUGGUGAGCGACGAGCAGCUGCAGUCGGAGCUCCGCGUAUCCAUCGCCGCCGUCAUCGUGCCGGCGUACCGGUCCUUCCUGGGAAGGUUCUCGCAGCACUUCACUGCGGGGAGGCAGGCGGAGAAAUACGUCAAGCUCAGUGGCGAGGACCUGGAGGCCAUCAUCGAGGAGCUCUUUGACGGCAACGCCGUGUCCAUGCCGAGGAGAAGGACGUAAUUAACAAGGAACCGCCGCCCCGUGCUACUAAUUUGGUUUUUAAAGCCAUUGUCACAGUAUCUUUUUUUCUUCUGUUUUUCUUAAUUCUGAUUGUUCUUGAGAGUUGAUCUUCUGCAUAGCUCUUGCUCAAUCACGUCAGAUAGUUGUGUAAUCGUCGAUUAAUCAAUACAUAUACAUGUUCAUAUA
Molecule: messenger RNA, 2476 nt
Organism: Zea mays
Lineage: Eukaryota; Viridiplantae; Streptophyta; Magnoliopsida; Poales; Poaceae
Product: exocyst complex component EXO70B1
Exons: 1
Coding region: 239-2290 (683 amino acids)
Biological process (GO): exocytosis
Cellular component (GO): exocyst
Molecular function (GO): phosphatidylinositol-4,5-bisphosphate binding
Source: RefSeq, a predicted model, not a curated record